This is a messenger RNA of Staurois parvus, 405 nucleotides long. The record is from the annotation of a GenBank genome assembly. Lineage: Eukaryota; Metazoa; Chordata; Amphibia; Anura; Ranidae.
UCCGAGGAGAGCGGAUAUAGUGAAUGCGGGGUCCGGGGAGAGUGGAUAUAGUGAAUGCGGGGUCCGGGGAGAGCGGAUAUAGGGAAUGCGGGGUCCGGGGAGAGCGGAUAUAGUGAAUGCGGUGUCCGGGGAGAGCGGAUAUAGUGAAUGCAGGGUCCGAGGAGAGCGGAUAUAGUGAAUGCGGGGUCCGGGGAGAGUGGAUAUAGUGAAUGCGGGGGUCCGAGGAGAGCGGAUAUAGUGAAUGCGCUCUCCCUGGACCCCGCAUUCACUAUAUCCGCUCUCCCCGGACCCGCAUUCACUAUGUCCGCUCUCCCCGGACCCCGCAUUCACUAUAUCCGCUCUCCCCGGACCACGCAUUCACUAUAUCCGCUCUCCCCGGACCCCGCAUUCACUAUAUCCGCUCUC